Messenger RNA from Echinostoma caproni, 2001 nucleotides. NCBI's taxonomy places the organism in Eukaryota, Metazoa, Platyhelminthes, Trematoda, Plagiorchiida, Echinostomatidae. The record is from the annotation of a GenBank genome assembly.
AUUGCCGAUGAUCAGUACCAGCAACACCCUUUGGUCGGUUCAGCCGGAUUUUUGAAUUGCGCCACAGCCGAACAUCUGCUCAACUUGUUACAUCGUGCUACAGAUCGCCUAUUCCAACAAGCUGCUGUGGAUCAUUUCUCUCUCCCCGAAGUGCUCGCUUUCACCCGAGCCCUAUUGCUCGCCAAUCGAGAGACCAGUUUCACUUCCGACAACGGUUCCAUACCGGCCAGUAUUAACGGACCCGUACUCUCCGUUUUGGACCCGUUCGGAAUCAAUCCACUUUUAGAUCGACUCUGCCAACUACUGCUGGAUUUGGUACGCAGCCCACAUCGACCGUUGGUGCAUCUGCUCUACAUUUGGGCUGCGGUCGCCCCGGAACUGAUCAAAGUAUGUCACGUGCACGGCUGGCUCAUCGAUCGCACAACCUAUGCCAUCGCACAACCGCAAGUUAUCCAGCGUGUAUUGGACGCGAUGCACACAUGCAUUCUGACCGCGAUCACUAAUUACCCGGAACUGCCACUGUUCACGACUAAUGAGGCCUGGUGCAAACCGCUGGAGAAUACUAUCAAACUGGUCGCGCACUUUGUGUUCAUUCCGGAGCCAGAGGAACUGUGCGAUUCCGAUGUGCAAGAUCGUCUGAUCACAUGCCUCUGUGCACUGGUCGAAUCCGGCAGCGACUAUUUGCGUUCCGCCUGGAAACCUCUGUUCUCCGCACUUCGCUGCGUACGACCCGAAUGUGUGCGAUUACCGACACAGUCAACUGGCCAAUCUGCCACGGAUCGUGCGCGACUCUCGCACCAGUUCGGACUGUUUCAACGGCUAAAGCACGCGCUACUUCGAUCCCCACGAUUCGCGCACGAUGAACGCUCGACCGAUGAGUGUGUUGGGGACAGGGAAUUUAAAGCACAGUUCCCGGACAUACCCCGCGGUUCAGUCGAAUUGAAUGCCCGUCGACUUGGGACCGUGAUGGAGAUGUUCGAAGUGUUUCUCUCCACGGUCAACAACGAAGUGUUUUGCGAAACUGCAAUCGAUUGUUUACUGUGCUUGUUGCACAUUCUAACUCUGUUCCGUCACUCCACGGACCGGACCACAAUCGCAUCGGAUGAGGUUAAUUCUGGACUGGUUGAUGCAUUGCCCGUGUGGUCUAUGCUGGAUGAGUCCGUCUCAUGUCCGGCCGACUCGACAAAUCUCUAUCCGGCAGAGUUUAAUGAAAUUCUCUUCCGUACCGAUCGGAAUUGGGACGAUGAGGAUACCGGAAACGUCUCUGGCUUAUUAACUGCUGAUUCCGUUCCCGGAACCACAACCACCACAGCCACCAGUGUGUUUCUCACCACGCUGACCUGUUUGAUUCGUGUGAUCUAUUCGCUCGAGCGCUUGUGGACUCUGCCCCGCGCACCCCCUAUCCGACACGCUCGAUACCAGUUUCACUUGCACUGUGCACUGGAUCUGGUGGAUUCCGACAGGAAAGAAGAGAUGAAGCGCCAGUCGGACACGCAGUCGAAUCACCAUCCCUUAAUGACCUAUUUGGAUAUCCUGGAUCAAGGAACUGGAGUUCUGUUCACCUAUUGCUUAAUUGUGCAUCAACUAUUGGACACAAUUUGGACGGCAGACCGUGUUCAACGGGGGCUGUUAUUGGACACCGUGCUUCGUUUGAUUCGCUGCGCUCCACUUGGAUUUCCCACACGUCCCGGAUCGUCACUGGAUCAUCCCGAUUGUGGUUUGGCCGUUCAGUUGAACAAUUAUCUCCUAUUGCCCAAAGCCCGAGCACAUACUGUUGAGACAUGGCAACUCUUUGCCCGAUCCGUACUGGCCCGUGCUAAUGAACAAUUUGACGGAACUUAUCCAAACAACUUUGGGCUCUAUGAACGAUCUGUUCGUGCACGGCAAGGUCGAAUCCAGCAUACCUGCUGUACCGGAGCAUCAAUGUACGAUUUGGCAGAACGAUGUCGAGCGCCUUCGUCUGGUUCUCCGCCAACUUUGGGUCCGUUCGACCCAGGUUGA